Suillus subalutaceus is the source of this 921-nucleotide messenger RNA. Its product is annotated as kinase-like domain-containing protein. NCBI's taxonomy places the organism in Eukaryota, Fungi, Basidiomycota, Agaricomycetes, Boletales, Suillaceae. Gene Ontology annotation, molecular function: ATP binding; protein kinase activity. The transcript has 9 exons. Bases 1 to 921 code for a protein of 306 amino acids. Gene Ontology annotation, biological process: protein phosphorylation. The record is from RefSeq and is a predicted model, not a curated record.
AUGUUACCUACCACAGUCAAUCAAGUCCGAGGUGAGGAGCAAAUCAGAUCAUUCAACGACCUCACUCAGCAUCUUCGCAAGCAAUCCAACUAUCCAAUUGCUCACGGAGGUUUCGGAGAUAUUUGGAAAUGCAGCUUAGUUUUGUCUACACGAUCCACUGAAGAGAAUGUGGCAGUUAAAGCCAUCAGAUCUUACUUCUUUGAUGAGAAUGAUCGAAUCAAGAAGGAUAAGAGGUUGCGUCGAGAAUUGAUCAUAUGGCGAAAACUUAUCCAUGCCAACAUCCUCCCAUUAUAUGGCGUCGCCAUCGGAUUCGGUCCGUUUACUGCCAUGGUGUCUCCAUGGGCAAAAAAUGGAUCCUUGACUUCGUAUCUUGAGUCCCAUCGAGACCUUCUGAUACCCGAUCGAUUCAAACUCCUGUCCGAUAUCGCAAGUGGUCUAUGUUAUCUUCAUUCAAAUCAAGUUGUACAUGGAGACCUCAGUGGGUCCAAUAUUCUGGUGAUGGAGAAUGGCACCGCUUGUCUUUCGGAUUUUGGGCUCUCCGGUGUUGUAUCCGAAUUCUUUGGUUCAUCAACUUUCUCUUCUACCAUCUCUGGCAAUAUUCGGUGGGGAGCCCCAGAGCUGUUCGCUCUACCUGAAAACCAAGACGGCUCAACCAAUCGCCCUACUAAAGAAGCUGAUAUUUACUCAUUUGGCAGCAUCAUGUUGCAGGUUCUCUCUGGGAAGGUCCCCUACUAUUACAUCAAACAGCAGAUGCAGAUUAUUAUGAUGGUAGUGGAUGGCAAAAAACCCAGACGCCCGGAGGAGCCGAAGAUCGCGGAAGAACAUUGGAGCAUGAUCGAGCGCUGCUGGAGUCCCUGCAAUGUUCGACCGACUAUCGAAGAUCUUCUGAGAUUCGUCACGGCACAACUAAAAUACUCGUGA